Cajanus cajan (pigeon pea) is the source of this 1496-nucleotide messenger RNA. Its product is annotated as formate dehydrogenase, mitochondrial. Gene Ontology annotation, molecular function: oxidoreductase activity, acting on the CH-OH group of donors, NAD or NADP as acceptor; formate dehydrogenase (NAD+) activity; NAD binding. The record is from RefSeq and is a predicted model, not a curated record. NCBI's taxonomy places the organism in Eukaryota, Viridiplantae, Streptophyta, Magnoliopsida, Fabales, Fabaceae. Gene Ontology annotation, cellular component: chloroplast; mitochondrion.
AAAUGAAAGAGUGGCACGUGGGAGUUGAAAGGCACACGUGUAUAAAGAAACAAGAUGAGAAGACAAGAAAGAAAGACAGAGAAAGGAGUAAAGGCUGCUAACGUUAGUUCUUCCCUUCCCAAGCCAGCUAGAUAGAUACAUGAUCAUGGCCAUGAAACGUGUUGCUUCCUCUGCGGUUCGCUCUCUGCUCGCCUCUUCUUCCACCUUCACCAGAAACCUUCAUGCCCCAGGUGAAAGGAAGAAGAUUGUAGGGGUAUUCUACAAAGGGAAUGAGUAUGCUUCACUGAAUCCCAAUUUUGUUGGAUGUGUUGAAGGAGCAUUGGGUAUACGUGAGUGGUUAGAAUCACAGGGUCAUCAGUACAUUGUCACUGAUGACAAAGAAGGACCUGAUUCUGAACUUGAGAAACACAUUCCUGAUCUCCAUGUCCUCAUAUCCACUCCAUUUCACCCUGCAUAUGUCACUGCUGAAAGAAUAAAGAAGGCCAAAAAUCUAGAGCUGCUUUUGACUGCUGGCAUUGGUUCCGAUCACAUUGAUCUCAAAGCUGCAGCGGCUGCUGGGUUAACUGUGGCAGAGGUCACAGGAAGCAAUGUGGUGUCGGUUGCAGAGGAUGAACUCAUGAGAAUCCUCAUUCUAGUGAGGAAUUUCUUGCCAGGGUACCAUCAGGCUGUUAAAGGGGAAUGGAAUGUUGCUGGCAUUGCACAUAGAGCUUAUGAUCUUGAAGGCAAGACAAUAGGAACUGUUGGUGCUGGACGAAUUGGGAAGCUUUUACUCCAAAGGUUGAAACCUUUUAACUGCAAUCUUCUCUAUUUUGAUCGAGUUAGGAUGGAUUCUGAGCUGGAGAAAGAGAUUGGAGCAAAGUUUGAGGAGGACCUUGAUGCGAUGCUUCCAAAGUGUGAUGUAAUUGUUAUCAACACCCCUCUCACUGAGCAAACAAGGGGAUUGUUUGACAAGAAUAGAAUUGCGAAGUGCAAAAAAGGUGUCUUGAUUGUUAACAAUGCUCGAGGGGCAAUUAUGGACACCCAAGCACUUGCUGAUGCUUGCACUAGUGGCCACGUUGCAGGUUAUGGUGGUGAUGUUUGGCCCAUACAACCAGCCCCAAAGGAUCAUCCAUGGCGCUACAUGCCAAACCAUGCUAUGACUCCUCAUAUUUCUGGCACCACCAUAGAUGCACAGUUACGUUAUGCUGCUGGGGUCAAAGACAUGCUUGAUAGGCACUUUAGGGGUGAAACCUUUCCAGAACAAAACUACAUUGUCAAGGAGGGUCAACUUGCAAGCCAAUACCGGUGAAGUCGUGUGUAUCAAUGUGGCCUUAGAAACUUCCAUUUUUAAGGCCAAGGGGAUGAACAAAUAAAGAUCUAGCUAGAGGGCACUGUAAUGAUGUGUACUUGCUUUGUUGAAUUUGAACUCGUUUAUUCGAAUCUCGGAAAUAAAAUUGUAAGCAACACUCCAUGUUCCAUGUAUGAGUCUUGUGUUAUUCGAAUUCGAAUUUGUAAUA